AUGAAGGAUUUGGGUACAACAAAGAAAAUUCUUAGCAUGGUCAUUACAAGGAAGAACAAAGAGGAGAAGUUAAUUAUUUCUCAAACUGGAUACUUGUCAAAGGUGCUUGACAGAUUCAACAUGAGUAGUUCUAAACCUGUCAGCAUGCCUAUUGCUGGGCAUUUCAAAUUUUCAAAUGAUCAAUGCCCAAAGACUAAUGAAGAUACAAAAAGAAUGGAAAGUGUUCCUUAUUCAGAAGCAAUAGGUUGCUUAAUGUACUCAAUGGUGAGUACCAGGCCUAAUCUAGCCUAUCCUAUAGGUGUACUAAGUAGGUAUAUGGCUAAUCCAGGCGAAUCUCAUUGGGAAUGUUUGAAAUGGUUGUUAAGAUACAUCAAAGGCACUUUGAAUUAUGGAUUGCACUUCAAGAAAUCCAAGGGACAGAUUCAAUUGGAAGGAUUCGUGGAUUCUGAUUAUGCAGCAAAUAGAGACAAUAGGAAGUCAGUAAUUUCAUUUAUUUUCUUGUUGAAUGGAAAUUGUAUUUGCUGGAAAACUCAACUACAACCUGUGGUGGCAUUAUCUACAAUUGAGGCAGAAUUUAUGGCAGUAACUGAAGCUAUUAAAGAGGGAAUUUGA
Molecule: messenger RNA, 612 nt
Organism: Humulus lupulus (European hop)
Lineage: Eukaryota; Viridiplantae; Streptophyta; Magnoliopsida; Rosales; Cannabaceae
Product: secreted RxLR effector protein 161-like
Exons: 1
Coding region: 1-612 (203 amino acids)
Source: RefSeq, a predicted model, not a curated record